AUGACUUUCUUUGGAUCUGAGUCCUUGUUAGCAAUGGCAUCAAUGUGUAAAGCCGUUGUCAAAUGUUCGGCUGAUAAGUCUGUUGUGAUAAAUUCCGCUACCAACACUGGUGGUGCUAACCAUCUGUUCUUGAAUCCCCAGAAGGUAUUGUCAACACGUACUGUCGAUGUGGAUGAACAUUUCGGAAAAGGUGUCAGUUGGUUGAAGUUGUGA
Molecule: messenger RNA, 213 nt
Organism: Paraglomus brasilianum
Lineage: Eukaryota; Fungi; Glomeromycota; Glomeromycetes; Paraglomerales; Paraglomeraceae
Source: the annotation of a GenBank genome assembly